AUGGGUGCUACCGCCGUUAUCUGGUCUGUGGCGGGUGUCACCGCUGUAAUCACAACUCUGUGCAUGAUUACAGUAGGAUAUCUCAUUAACGACAUCAACACCUUUUAUGAUGAUGCCAUUGAAGAUCUCGCUUACUUCAAGGACGCAGCCAACUCUGCCUGGCACGAAAUGCGGCCGACACCAUACGAUGCGUUCCGCCAACCGCGCUCUGUACGUCAACCUCGUCAAUGGCCAGCGCACUGCAACUGUGGUCCACCAGCCUUGAACUGCCCACAAGGUCCACAAGGGCCACCCGGAUCUCCUGGACCGGAUGGAGAGCCUGGUUUGAAAGGUAAAGAUGGCAAGAGAGGAAACGAUGGCAUUGCCAUAUCUGGCGGUGGUGGAGCAGGCGGGUGCAUCAAGUGCCCGCCUGGACCUGCCGGACCACCCGGACCAGACGGACCACCAGGACCUCCUGGACCCGAUGGAACUCCAGGAUCAGGCGGAGGUGCCGGAGGACAAGGACCUCCUGGGCCUCCUGGACCCGCAGGAGAUGCAGGACCUGCAGGACCAGCUGGACCUGAAGGACCGAAAGGGCAGGAUGGAAUUUCUGGAAACAAGGUGGUUGGAGUGCAAGGUCCUCCAGGUCCACCUGGACCGGAAGGACCAGCUGGACCUCCUGGAACACAAGGCACCGGCACCGCUGGCGACCAGCCUGGACCACCAGGUCCGCCAGGUCGACCAGGAAAUCAAGGACCCCCAGGACCAGAUGGACCACCUGGAGGUUCCGGAGCUGCUGGAGGACCAGGAAGCGACGCUGCCUAUUGUCCUUGUCCUCCAAGAAGCAUUGCACUGGCGAGAUUAAGCAGAAAGAGUGAAGGAGUGAGCAGCUUCUUUGCCGGUGAUGAGCUGUACAGACGACGUUUCGCAAGAGGAGAACCGAAGCAAUGA
Molecule: messenger RNA, 930 nt
Organism: Cylicocyclus nassatus
Lineage: Eukaryota; Metazoa; Nematoda; Chromadorea; Rhabditida; Strongylidae
Source: the annotation of a GenBank genome assembly